Papaver somniferum (opium poppy) is the source of this 1038-nucleotide messenger RNA. RefSeq lists its product as uncharacterized. Bases 1 to 1038 code for a protein of 345 amino acids. The transcript has 3 exons. The record is from RefSeq and is a predicted model, not a curated record. NCBI's taxonomy places the organism in Eukaryota, Viridiplantae, Streptophyta, Magnoliopsida, Ranunculales, Papaveraceae.
AUGGGUCUUGAUCAGUGUGUCCUGGAUGUUCGAAAAGAAAAAAUAUCGGUCGAUCAACUCAAAGCUUCUUUGGACUGCACACAUCUGAAUGGGCGUGAAUAUAUGUACCCAUGUCUACAUCCUGAUUAUCCUCCUAAUUAUGCAAUCUCAGAUAAUAGCAUGUUUGUGUUUUCUUCUCCAAAAGGAAUGCUUGUUCUUUUACUCUAUGUGGAUGAUAUUUUGCUUACUGGAAGUUCAUCUAGUUUGAUUGAUUCUUUAAUUACUUCUCUUAAACAAGAAUUUGCAAUGAAGGAGUUAGGAGAAUUGGGUUAUUUUUUGCGAAUUGAAGCAGUAAGAGGACCUGAUUCUAUUGUAUUGACCUUGCAGUAUUUAACAAUUACAAAGCCUGAUAUAUGUUUUGGUGUCAAUUAUGUAUCACAAUUCAUGCAUUCUCCUUCAGAUAUUCACUUACAGUUGGUAAAAAAGAUUUUGAGAUAUUUGAAAGGUACUAUUGGUCUAGGAAUUACUUUAAAGAAAGACAGUUUACAACAUUUAAAAGCUUACACAGAUUCUGAUUGGGUUGGGUACCCAGAUACAAGAAGAUCAACUUCAGGUUAUGCAGUAUUUUUGGGUAACAAUUUAGUGUCCUGGUCUACUAAAAAGAAGACAAUUGUUUCAAAGUUCUCAGCAGAGGCUGAGUAUAAGUGUAUGUCAGUAGCCUUUGGAGAGUUAAAGUGGUUGGUUGAUAUGUUGUCUGAAUUACAUGUUUCAGUUGAAACUCCAACAUUGCUUCUUUGUGAUAAUACUAGUGUUUUAUCCUUCGCUUCUAAUCCUGUUUUUCAUGCCAGGACAAAACACAUAGAAAUUCAAUACCACACAAUUAGAGAGCUGGUGGAGCAGGGGUUCUUAAGACUUCAACAUAUUGCUAGUGAGGAUCAAAUUACAGACAUUUUUACCAAAGGACUCUGCUUUCCAUCUUUCUUCAAGCUUCUACAGUCUCUCAUGGGUGUUCAGUUGCAGGGUAUUUCUUUUGGCACUUCUGCAGAAAUUACUUCUUAG